Messenger RNA from Oncorhynchus nerka (sockeye salmon), 11244 nucleotides. RefSeq names its product zinc finger MYM-type protein 4-like. Gene Ontology annotation, molecular function: zinc ion binding. The coding region runs from base 4386 to 10232 and encodes 1948 amino acids. Lineage: Eukaryota; Metazoa; Chordata; Actinopteri; Salmoniformes; Salmonidae. The record is from RefSeq and is a predicted model, not a curated record. The transcript has 29 exons.
UCAAACUUCCCAUCAUUCUGAUUACGGUAGUCAUUUUGUCACCCUCAUCAUGGCAAAGACACGGAGAAAUGCAUAUGAUGCAGCUUUCAAGUUGAAGGCGAUCGAUCUGGCUGUUGGAAAGGGAAAUAGAGCUGCUGCACGGGAGCUUGGCCUUAAUGAGUCGAUGAUAAGACGUUGGAAACAGCAGCGUGAGGAACUGACUCCGUGCAAAAAGACAACAAAAGCUUUCAGAGGGAAGAAAAGCAGAUGGCCCGAACUAGAAAAUGAGCUUGAAGACUGGGUCAACACACAGAGAGCAGACGGCCGAGGUGUUUCAACUGUGCAGAUCCGACUGAAAGCCAAAACAAUCGCCACCGCAAUGAAGUUUGAGGAUUUUAGAGGUGGACCAUCGUGGUGUCUAAGAUUUAUGAGACGUAAAGGCCUGUCCAUCAGGGUACGGACGAGUCUGGGUCAGCAGCUCUGAAGCUAUUCAACUCCCACACCGAAGGAGAUGACUUCAGUGGUUUCAGCCUAUUUAUUUUUGUUACAAGCCGUGUUUCGUUUAAAAGCUGUGUAAAGUUAAUUUGUUUCAAUGUACCGGUAGGCACCUGCGGCUUAUAGACAUGUGCGGCUUAUUUAUGUACAAAAUACAUAUAUUUUUUUUAAUUCAGUGGGUGCGGUUUAUAUUCAGGUGCGUUUAAUAGUCCAGAAAUUACGGUAGCUAAUAUUAGAUAGUUAAUCCAGAAAUGUUUACCUUUGUCUCGAUUCGGCAGAUUAACAGCUGUUUAGCAUUUCAUAUUUCUUUUGUUUUUUUGAGGGGGUGGGCUAAAUAUAGGGGAAUAUAUUGAUAAAAGUCACCUUGUCCUAGAGAGAUUUACAUGCUUAUCAAAACUUCACACCAAGGUAAGCUUACAUGAAACACAGCGUUUAUUUGAAGUGUUUAUAAAAUCCCCUAUUGGAAGAACGAUUGGAACCAUUUCCCUGUUUGACCACUAGGUUUUAUGGGUGUUAUGACUCAUACUGUGGUACUCUAUUUCGAUCAUCCAAUAGCAGGGUUUCCCAAACUCUGUACUUUGUUCAGAAAUGGACUACAUUUUCUUAGAUAAAAUGCCUAUUAUUCCCAUAUAAUGUUUGGACAAUAAAACAUUUAAAUAGGGGGUGGGAGGUCAUAUAAACACAAACUUACUUCCUUGACAACAGCUCUGCUAUGUGAAGCUCAAGAAGUAUGAUAUCCCUGACUUCUUAUCGGAUUGACCAUUUAUAACCUUUAAAAGGCUGUACAUGGUCAAUCCAAUGUCAGCAGUGGCUGUACAUAAUUUACUGCAUAGGGCCUAUGCAAAAGUCAGGGCAUUUAUAUUUAUUGUGCUUAGCUGAGAAGAAGGAAGUUGUCAAGGAAGUGAGUUUGUUUAUACUGGACCUCCUGCCUCCACAUAUCCUCAACCAAUCAUGUCAAUGCAGAGCUAUAUGGAGCCCUCCUCGUUGUUAAAAAUGGGCAGUGCAGGGUAGUACAGAGCUCAAAUUGGUCUCUACAUGCCUCCGGAGGCUCUGCAAUUGCGUCACACCAUCAGAUUAAGCAUGAAUUGCUUUAAGCCUUAUGUUCACCAAAUGUAUCAAACUCUUUAUGUUCUGGUGGAAGUCAUUCAUUGUCAAUGGAGCAGUACGCAACACUAGUUGGGGAUGCCGCAGUCACGCCAUAUGUCCACCAGGUGCACGGUGCAUUUUGCUAUAUGUUGUUUUUCAAGUUACAAGUUUUAAUGUCACAUGCACAAGUACAGUGAAAUGCCUUUCUUGCAAACUCAAAACACAGCAAUAAUCAAUAACAAUAACUAGAAAGAAAAACAAAACAAGAAAUAAGAAGAAAUAUGAAGAACACGAUAAGUAAGUAAGCAUACUAUAUACAGGGUCAGUUCCAAUACCAUAUGUAUAAUGUGCAGGGAUACUGGAAUAAUGGAGGUAGAUAUGUAUAGGGGUAAGUGACUAGGCAUCAGGAUAUAAGAUAAACAGAGUAGCAGCAGCUUGUAUGUGAGUGGGUGUGUGUAGAGUCCAUAUAAAUGUAUGCAUGUUAUGUGUGAGUGAGCAGAGGAUUGGUGUGUGUGUGUGUGUGUGUGUGUGUGUAUAGAGACAUAAAAAGGUAAAUGAGGAUACAAGGUUAACUCGUUUUUUGCCGGAUAUCUAGCUUCACAAGGCUGCAGAACAGUUUGCAGCCUGGUUCGACCAAAGUUAAUAAUUAGACUAGAUUCAAGUUAUUCUCCUAUGACCUACUCGUUUCAUAGGCUGCACGCAAGGGCGCAUUACAACAAUUAAUCUAGUUUGUUUAUAUUCUUCUGUCACAUUCAUCUCUAGCAACAUGUUCCCAUUUAGCAGGGUUCAAAACUAGAUUCUGCCCGCUGGCCAAUUUUUUUCUUGAGCAGAUGGUCGGGGGGCUGGAACGUAAUUACAAAUCAUUUGUAGAUCGCAAAUUGACCGCAAGAAGCCCAAACAGAUAUGUUUGACUAAAAUAUAAUAAUUUCAAACCUUGCUUUGUAUACGAUCAUGUCAUGUCUCUAGUAUGCGUGGGAAUACUUGGGAACGGAUUCCUUAAAUAAAAAUCACUUGGAGCUGAUUUCCUGGUGUUGUUUUUUGCUCAAAAAACCUGGAGGGCAAAAUCAAAUCGCCAACGUGCAUUGCGGGCCGACAGCUGGGGAACCCUGCCAUAUAGAAUACUGAUUUCAAAUCACUAGCUUGCCCUGUAUGAUGGCAUGCUAAAUUAGACAGAACAGUUCUGUGCAUAUUCAUUUUGCAUGGCAUUCUUUUGGUUUACUAGAGUCAAAUUUCCAAUCCAUCAGCUGGUACCUUCACCUCUCUAACUACAAAAUAGUCAUUAUCAUUUGGCCUCUGUACAUUGUGUCACAGUAAAAAGGUGUCCAUUCUACUCAGGACCACUUUUAGUUGCUACUAAUUUGAGUGGCCCAUCAAUUUAAAUCCAAUCUUUUUUUCAUAUUGGACAUACAUAUUGCAGCAUAAAAAAUGAUCUGUACAUUGUGUCACAGUAAAAGGGUGGGUCCAUUCUACUCAGGAGCACUUCUACAAUAGUUUCCAAAUCUACAGAGUUUACACCCGGAGGAUCGUAAUAGUUUUAUGUAUGUCCAAUAUGAAAAAAAAAUACUGGAUUUAAGUUUACGUGCAACUUUAUAAGGGCUGCCAAAUGAGCAGUGACACUCAUCUGGGUGUUAACUCUGGAUUUGGAAACUACAAGUGCUCAUGAGUUCCCCUUUUACUGCGACACAAUGUACAGGUAAUGUUGUACGGCGCAAUAAAUGAUAGGAGUACACACCCCAAAAAACAUUGUUGACCAUUUAGGCUUGAAAAAAAUAAAAUGACAAUAUCUUAUAGAAAUACUUUUAAUUAUUCUUUGUAUGAUAAUUAGUAUAGAAUAUUGAUAAUUGUGCCAAAAUUAGCAAAGUAUACAGGUUUGGACUUUUAUUCUGAAGAAUUCCAAAAAUCCGUGACCCAGAAGUAGUUACCGUAGUUAAUCUUGACCGUUUGGCACAUCUGUGAAGCAAGCAAGAAUAACUUAAGUACUUUUGGGUCACCGAUUUUGAAAUCUUUCAGAAUAAAAGUCACGUUCAGACAUUGGCUUGACCAUGUACAGCCUUUUAAAGGUUGUAAAUUGAUAAUCCGAUAAAUACAGCAUUUACUGUGAUAUGGCCUCUGCAGAAGUCAGGUAUUUCAUACUUCUUGAGCUUCACAUAGCGAAGCUGUUGUCAAAAGGAAGUAAGUUUAUAUGACCUCCCGUCCCCGCCGACCAUCAACCAAUCAUGCCAACGCGGAGCUUUACAUGCAUGAACAGAGCCCUUUACAUUGUUACAACAUUUAGGAGGAGCACAGAUGUGGUGUGGAGCUUGAUAUUGAAACCUCCCGAGGCUUCGCAAUUAUGCCACACCCUCCGGAAUCGCAUUGCCAGAUCAAUCAUAAAUUGGCUUUCAUUAUUCUUGUUGGCGGAACUGAGGUGUUGCAAUGUAGAUGUGAAUCAGGAAAUGACAUAGCCAGGUCUUCCAUGUUUACGCAGAUGUAUGUUUCGCUAGUUUCUUCGAGGAGCUGUGCAGAGUGAAAAUGCAAAGGACUUGACUUCUGUAAAGUUAUAACUCACCGGCAUUGAUAUAUCCGAAGUUAACGUCAUAUGCAUGGCAAAGCUUAAGAACCUUGUUCGGUAAUUCAAAUUAAGACUCGUUUUAGCUGGCGACAUAUCGUUGCUACUAGCUGGCUAACGUUACCUAGCUAGCUUUCCCCACAACAAGGAGGCGGCAGAAGUAGCUAAUGCAUGUUGGCUAGCAAGCCUCUGAUCCGUUUUAAGUAUAUUUUGGUGGACCUAUAUUGUGAGUGAGUGACAAUAAGAGCUAGUCGUUUUUUGCCGUUGGAAGCAAGUCAUGGCUGAAUCCCAGAAAGCGGACCAGUCAGAGCAUACAGGCGAGCCAAACAAGGAGAUGGAGCAGCCAGCUCAGGCUGGAGCAUCAGUGGAUUCUGUGGGCCCAGGAGCAUCACGCAACAAUGCACCAACAGCCUCGGCAGAUGGAAACAGUGGGGAUGAUGCUACCAAUGCAGUCAGUGCAAGUACCUCAACUAUAGACGGGACAGGGGAUGCUGGUAAUACAGAAACUGUGAAGGAAUCCUUUGUAGAGAAUUCAAAGACAGUGGAAGAAAUGAUAACAGAUGCCUUGCUGACUGUGGGAGAAAUGGCCAGUGAAGAGGAUUCACAGAGAGGAAGAGAAACAGCCAGUGUAGAUGGUUCACAGAAGGAGAGAGAAACAGCCAGUGUCGAUGAUUCACAGACGGAAAGAAAAACAGACAGUGUAGAUGGUUCACAGACGGAAAGAGAAUCAGCCAGUGUAGAUGCGUCACAGACUGAAGAAGAAACAGACCGUGUGGAUGCUUCACGGGCGGAAGGAGAAACGGCCACCGUGGAUGCUUCACAGACGGAAAGAGAAACAGCCAGCGUGGAUGCUUCACAGACGGAAAGAGAAACGUCCAGCGUGGAUGCUUCACAGACGGAAAGAGAAACGCCCAGCGUGGAUGCUUCACAGACGGAAAGAGAAACGUCCAGCGUGGAUGCUUCACAGACGGAAAGAGAAAUGGCCAGCGUGGAUGCUUCACAGACGGAAAGAGAAGCGGCCAGCGUGGAUGCUUCACAGACGGAAAGAGAAGCGGCCAGCGUGGAUGCUUCACAGACGGAAAGAGAAGCGGCCAGCGUGGAUGCUUCACAGACGGAAAGAGAAGCGGCCAGCGUGGAUGCUUCACAGACGGAAAGAGAAGCGGCCAGCGUGGAUGCUUCACAGACGGAAAGAGAAGCGGCCAGCGUGGAUGCUUCACAGACGGAAAGAGAAGCGGCCAGCGUGGAUGCUUCACAGACGGAAAGAGAAGCGGCCAGCGUGGAUGCUUCACAGACGGAAAGAGAAGCGGCCAGCGUGGAUGCUUCACAGACGGAAAGAGAAGCGGCCAGCGUGGAUGCUUCACAGACGGAAAGAGAAGCGGCCAGCGUGGAUGCUUCACAGACGGAAAGAGAAGCGGCCAGCGUGGAUGCUUCACAGACGGAAAGAGAAGCGGCCAGCGUGGAUGCUUCACAGACGGAAAGAGAAGCGGCCAGCGUGGAUGCUUCACAGACGGAAAGAGAAGCGGCCAGCGUGGAUGCUUCACAGACGGAAAGAGAAACGGCCAGCGUGGAUGCUUCACAGACUGAAACAGCAAGUGCGGAUGGUUCACAGAAGGAAAGAAAAACAGCCAGCAUAGAUGCUUCAGAAACAGCCAGUGCAGACGCUUCACAGACGGAAAGAGAAAGGGCCAGUGCUGAUGCUUCGCAGGCAGUCGGAGAAACCGUUGGCUCAGAUGCACCCCAGACUGUGGAAGAAACAGGCAAUACAAAUGCUUCACAGACUAAUGGUGGAACAGACAGCACAGACAUACCUCUGGACAUGGGAGUAGUGGAUGCCGAUGAUGAGAUGGAGGUCAAUGCUAUCAAAGUGGAGGAGGAACAGAUGCAGGAGGAACACAACUUGGAGGGGAUGCCCGUGAUAACUGCUGUGGAAGAGGGAAGCGACAUGGACGCUUUUAGCAGCAACUCCCUGGAUCAUGGGGAUGAAGUGGAGAAGAUGGACACCGGGACAGAUGCACUGACAGAGAAGCAACGAGAGAAGCCCAGUAAGCCCAAGGACACCGAGCAACCUGCUGAGCAGACCAGCUUUGAGGAGGCUAGCGGCUCGUCUCCACCUAUGGAGGGGGACCAUUCUGAAGAUGUCAAACCAUUUCACCCCAGUCCCACCUCUAGCGAAGCUUUUCUCCCACAGAACAGUAAAGGCUCUGACAGUCCUGCAGGGCUGGAGAAUGGAGUGACAGGACAGCCAGUCAAAGCUGUGGAUUCUGCCCAGCCGACAGCAGAGCCUGUGUCCACCAGCGUUGACACCCUCUCCAUGGUGAAUGUGAAGGAUGAGCCAGUAGAUGAGGAGUAUGACCAGGCCCUGGCUCCAGUCGUCCUCACAGAGGGCGUCAAGGAUGAACCAGACGCAGCGGAGGAGUUGAAAAUCAGUAACGUCUUCUCUGUGGGCGGCGCCCCUACCCCAAUCGCCACAUCCAUACCAGUGACCUCCCUCUCCAAGACUGUAAUGCCUCCCUUGACCCCGGCCGCCUCCUCCAUCCCUCCGCUGAUGCCCAUGGCUAUGCGGGUGGCCUGCUCGGCCUGUAACAAGGUGUUACUGAAGGGCCAAACAGCCUACCAGAGGAAGGGCUCCUCGGACCUCUUCUGCUCCACGUCCUGUCUCACCUCCUAUAGUCCCCCGUCUGUCGUCAAGACUACUGCCCCCUGCCCAGCCAAGAAACCCUGCCACUACUGCCUCAAGGAGAUUGCAAACCCCAAGGACGUGAUCACAGCUCCUGUGGACACCAUGGGCACGGUGAAGGACUUCUGUAGCCAGACCUGCCUCUCCUCCUUCAACUUCAAGAGGAACUCUGCCGUCUCCACCCUCUCCUCCUCCCUCUCCACCAUGACUGGGGCCGUCAAGUGCAGCAUGUGCAAAAAGGCCUGCAUUAGUAAACACGAGGUGAUCUUCCAGGGCAGCAUGCACAGGCUGUGCAGUGAGGUGUGCUUCACGCGCUUCCGCUCCACCAACAAGCUGUCCAUGAACAGCUGUCAGAGCUGCAACAACUACUGCUAUGGCAAGGUCACAGUGCUGGUCAUGCAGGGGGUCAAUAAGACCUUCUGCAGCGCCGGCUGUGUCACCACCUUCAAACAGAAAGCUAAGAAGUCUGUGGCAUGUACUAUGUGCCGCAAGUUCCGCGCACCGGUGGAGAUGGUCGACAGCGCGGACUCUGAUGGCAAGCUGGAGAUGUUCUGCUCUACUGGCUGUGUUACAGCCCACAAAGUACAGACCAUCAGCUCCUCAGGUGCUCAGGUAGAGUGCAACACCUGUGGUCAGAAGACGGUGCCCUCCUUCCACCUGGCCAUGUCGGACGGCUCCAUCCGGAACUUCUGCACCAUGAACUGUGUCGUCACCUUUCAGGAUCAGUUCAAUAAGAGCAACUCCCAGAGCCAGAUGAACGUGACCCCGGGGACAGGGACCACCGCGGCACCGGGCCAGACCAGGGACAGGGGAUCCCAAGGGACCAGACUGCCCUGCUUCCAGUGCCACCGCCUAUUCUCCUCCAAGCCAGAGCUCAUUCAGUUCAAGGAUAAGAUGGUAUUCCUCUGUUCGGUAAAUUGCUCCGAGGAGUACAGAAAGAUCAACUAUGAGAUGGCGCGCUGCGAGUACUGCAAGAUUGAGAAGCCAGCCAAGGAGGUCAAGAGAAUCAACAAUAGGGACUACACCUUCUGCAGUGAAGGCUGUAAGCUGCUCUACAAGCACGACCUGACCAAGCGCUGGGGGAAACACUGCAGAACCUGUGCCUACUGCGCCUCUACCGCGCAGGAGGCCGUCACGGGCCAGUACGGAGGCAAGGUGGAGGAGUUCUGCUCAGAUGAGUGCAAGUCCCACUACACCCUGCUCUUCUGUCAGGUGGCCAAGUGUGACGCGUGCGAGCGCCAGGGGAAGCUGAUUGAGACCCUGCCGAUGCUGGGCGAGGUGAAGCACUUCUGCAACCUCCAGUGUCUGCUCGACUUCUGCAGCCUGCAGACCCAGAACCAGGGCAAGCCCCAGGGCCAAAAGGUGGCCAUGUCAAUUGCUCAAUCCCCCUCCAAUACUACCACUGCUACGAGCGUGUCUGAUCCCGUCAUCGCCAACGUAGUCUCACUAGCCAGCUCCCCCAUUGGCCAGCCCAACUACACCACUGCUCUGCAAGGGACUGUUCCAAGAAGACAUGUGAAGUAUGUUGGAAAUGCCAGCACACAGACCCAGGCCCCUCGGGCCCCUCCACCCAAGGUUCAGAAGAACAAGGCACUACUCUGUAAACCUAUGGUCCAGAACAAGGGCAUCAUGUGUAAACCCAACUUCACCACCUCAGGGUGCCAGACAGAUGAUAAUUUCCCCAAGGUGAUCGUAGUGCCUGUCCCAGUACCGGUGUAUGUUCCAGUCCCCAUGAACCUGUACACCCAGUACGCCCCCCAGCCUGUUGGACUCCCCAUACCGCUGCCCGUGCCCAUGUUCCUGCCGGUGACUCUGGACAAUGCUGAGCGCAUUGUGGAGACCAUCCAGGACAUCAAGGAGAAGAUCCCCUCUGACCCGUUUGAGGCAGACCUCAUCCUCAUGGCCGAGAUGGUAGCUGAGGAGGGGAGGGAGAAGUCCCCGCAGCGACCCCCUGAAAGGCCAGCCCCAGCAGUACAAGAUGAUAUGAGAAGUUUGCCUCGCCUCUCUACUAUAGAUUCUUCUUUUUUAACCCUUAUUGUAGACCAGGGAAGCACCUACAGUGGAGACCUGGACACAGAAGAAUUGAGUAACUUCCUCACCUCUUGGCACGACGAGCCACCUCCCACCCCCGGCGUCUCCUCGCGCCACAGUCGACCCUAUUCCCACGAGACGCUCCGGCCCAUCAUGGACAUCCACACCCCCAUCACACCCCCACCCCCAAUCAUGGACAUAGAGGCCGACUUCCCUGUCCAAACCCUGGAGCUGAUGGCCCAUUGGAGGGAUCAGGAGAGGGAUAGAAGUCCCAGUCCUCCACCUUCUCCUCCACGACGAAGAGCCAGAAGGAAAGCUCGGGAUGGCUUGCCACAGAAGAAAAAGAGGCGUAAGUCGAAAGCAGCAGAGACUGCGUCAGUGGUGGCGUCACUGGGUGAGGCGCAGAGUGACGUGGUGCCUGGCGAGCCCCCUAAACUGCAGCACAUGUACGGGGUGGACGCCUGGAAGAGAUGGGUCCAGUGGAGCAAGACCCAGCCUGACCUGGAGAAGCCUCGAUUUGGCUCGCGACCAAUGGAGAUAAAAGAGGAUGUUUUAAAGUGCACUACAGCAGAGCUGGGCUACGGUCUCUGUCGGUUUAUUUGUGAAGUCAAACGACCCAACGGAGAGUCCUACAGCCAGGACAGUCUGUUCUAUCUCUGUCUCGGCAUCCAGCAGUAUUUAUUUCAGAAUGGGCGCAUGGAGAACAUAUUCACUGAUCUCUUCUAUGGCAAGUUCACCCUGGAGAUCACCAAGCUGCUGAAAGGCUUCAAACCUACCAUAACGGCCAGUGGCUACCUGCACUCGCGGGUGGAGGAGGAGUACCUGUGGGACUGUAAACAGCUGGGGGCCUACUCUCCCAUCGUGCUGCUCAACACGCUGCUCUUCUUCUGCACCAAGUUCUUCCAGUUCAAGACGGUGGCCCAGCACCGCCAGCUCUCCUUCGCCCACGUUAUGCGCUGCACCAAGUCCAUCCACGACAACACCAAGUCCAACUUCCUGCGCUUCUACCCGCCCAUCCCCAAGAAAGACCUAGCUACUGAGACAGCAGCGGAUGUAGAUGGUGUGGCAGCGAAGAGGAAGAGGGAUGACGAGGAGAAAGAGGAGGUGCUGGAGAUGAUGGAGAACAGUGAGAAUCCCCUCCGCUGUCCUGUCCGAUUGUACGAGUUCUACCUUUCCAAGUGCUCGGACUCGGUAAAGCAGCGCACCAACGUGUUCUUCCUGCUCCCGGAGCGUUCGUGCGUCCCCAACAGCCCCAUGUGGUUCUCCUCCCAGGGCCUGGACGACCACACCUUGGACACCAUGCUGACACGCAUCCUCACCGUCAGGGAGAUUCAUCUGGGAGACCCCCAGAGGAACAAGCCCCAGUCCAAGGACCCUGAGUGGGUCCCCGACCAACACGACGACAACUCGGAUUGACCAUGAGGACUGGUACACACACACACACACACACACACACACAAACACACGCACGCGUACAGUUAUAAGCUUUUGUUUACACACAAACACUACAUGUUGAUCCGUAAGGACUCCUAGGAUCCACCUUCAGCUGUGUGUGAAGAGGAGUGGGUUCACACAGUUCUAGACUGAGACGGUGUCAUGUACACACAUUGUGUAGGAGAUGUGUGUACAUGCAAAUUAUAAACAGAUGCUCAACUGCUCAAUGGAGACACUGUUCAUGCUGUCUGGUCACUACAAGGCAAAUGGACGGGAAAAAGUAGGAGGAAUCACUUUAAGAACUGCCAUACUGCCUUUGUCAGCAUUAUUGUGGUCGUAGAGAAAAACAAGUCCGGGUUAACAAGCUAUUUUCAAGUUCUUUAACGUCACCAUAGGAGAGAGACAAUGCUCUCCAGCCCUCUUCAACAUGGACUCCGAUUGGGGAAAUGGUCAAAAGCUUUUAAGAAUUUGGGAUCCCAUAUCUGACCAGGUCCUGUACUGCUGAAUUCAAUAUUCCCUCUUUCUUUAUUGGGUCACUGCAGAAAUGACGAUGGAUUGAAAUGAAUGCCAGUGAUUGCAAUGUCAUUCAGCCAUGUCAGCGAAGUUGUUUGAGAUUUUGUGUGUUAAAGGGAUUAGACUCGUUGUUUUGGGAAUGAGAUAAUAUUGUACGAACAACGAGUGAUAUAACUUGCUAUCAGUGGUGUUGUCCAUUGCCUACUAAAAUUGAUGGCUGGCAGACAUUCCUUGAGUUGACUGUUAUAUUGAGUCAUUUCAACUUGUUAAAAUGCUUGAUGUCAGUGCCCCUACACGCAUGUCUAAUGUUGAAGGAAAGAAAUGUAAUUCUGUGUUUCCUUAUGUAGAACACGUUUGUUAAUUUGGAAAGACAAGCAUUUACCUUGCAAGUGCUCCCCAUACUAGUUCAAAAUUGCAUUGAUUUUGUUCUGAGAAACUUUUUUUUAAUCAAAUAUUUUUAAAUAAAUACUGAAAAACAAAA